AAAAAGUAUAACAUAUAUAUUUUUAUAAAAAAAAAAAACAAGAAAAAAAAAAGAAAGAAAAAAGAAAAGAAAAUCUUGUGAAAUCAUUGUUCUUAAAUCGUAUAAUGGCCCCAACAAUUGUGGACAAUGCUAUCGUAACCGAAAGUGAAUUUAUUAAUAAUUCCAAAAAGAUCGACAAUUUUAGUAAAAACAAUUUUUGUGGUAACAUUAGCGGUGACAACGCUCAAGCUUCAUCUGAAACCGUCAACGAUUUUGAUUGUGUUGAUGCUCAGUUCAAGCCGCAACAUUAUAUAUCAUUAGAUAAUCAUGAAAAUUCAAGUGAUGGAAUUGAUAUUCAACAAUUGCCCUGGGAAGCUCCCGGCAAACAGGGUCUCUACGAUCCCCAAAACGAACAUGAAGCCUGCGGCGUUGGCUUCAUUGUCGCCAUCGAUGGCAAACGCUCUCACAAGAUUCUUCGUGAUGCCCAGACCCUCUCAGAACGGAUGAAUCAUCGUGGCGCCUGUGCCUGUGAUAAUGACACUGGCGACGGUGCUGGUGUUUUGGCUUCUAUACCCCAUGGAUUAUAUGUGAAGGCUCUAUCUUUGCAAGGCAUUAAUUUGCCGGAUUCGGGCUAUUAUGCCACAGGUAUUUUCUAUUUAGAUCAGCAAACUCAUGGCGAGGCUGAGCAGGAGUUUAAUAAUUUGGCAGCAAGUUUGGGUUUGGAAGUAUUGACUUGGCGUGAUGUACCCUAUAAUUCGAAUGCUAUUGGUGCAGUCGCCCGCAAAUCGGAACCGUUAUCGCGUCAAGUAUUUGUGGUUCGUCCUAUGGACAUGGAUGAGAAGACAUUCGAUCGUAACAUUUUUGUUUUGCGUAAGCGUGCUACACAUGAGUUGGCUAAGGAGGGCCGACGUUUUUAUAUUUGUUCCCUUUCUUCCAAGACUGUGGUCUAUAAAGGCCUCUUCACCUCGGAUCAACUAUGGGACUACUAUACGGACCUAAAGGAUGCCAAUUUCGAAACUUACAUGGCUUUGGUGCAUACCCGCUUCUCUACGAAUACGUUCCCGUCGUGGGAGAGGGCUCAUCCAUUACGUGUUUUAGCUCACAAUGGCGAAAUAAAUACUUUACGCGGCAACGUAAAUCUGAUGAAAGGUCGUGAAGGUGUUAUGCAAAGCGAACUAUUUGGUGAAACUUUGAAAAAAUUAUAUCCUGUCGUUGAGCCCAACUUAUCAGAUUCGGGUUCGUUUGAUUGCGUUUUGGAAUUUCUUACCAUUGCUGGUGAACGCACCUUACCUGAAGCCGUAAUGACUAUGGUUCCGGAGGCCUGGCAAAAUGAUAAGACUAUGCCACAAGAAAAACGAGAUUUUUAUCAAUGGGCAUCUUGCGUAAUGGAGCCUUGGGAUGGUCCUGCGCUAAUUUCUUUCACUGAUGGUCGCUAUAUUGGCGCAGUCCUUGAUCGUAAUGGGUUACGUCCAUCGCGUUUCUAUGUCACCACUGAAAAUAUAUUAGUAAUGGCUUCAGAAGUUGGUGUUUAUGAUGUCGAUCCUUCGCAGGUUACGCUUAAGAGUCGUCUAAAGCCAGGACGCAUGUUAUUAGUCGAUACUAAAGAGAAGAAAUUAAUACAAGAUAUUGAAUUGAAAUCGAAAAUAGCUAAAUCUCGUCCUCAUUCCGAAUGGCUUCAGCAAAAGAUGAUUACUUUGGAUGAAAUACGUAAUGCCAACGCAUUCAAUACAGAUUGUGCUAAUGGGCUUGUUAAUUCCUCUAAGCAAGGCCUUUUCGAUCCACGUCUUUCUCUCUUUGGCUACACCAAUGAAACCGUUAAUAUGUUGUUGGUGCCCAUGUUCAAGAACAAAAAAGAAGCUCUUGGUUCUAUGGGCAAUGAUGCCCCUUUGGCUUGCCUCUCAACAUUCCAACCAUUACCUUAUGAGUAUUUCAAGCAACUGUUUGCUCAAGUUACAAAUCCUCCUAUUGAUCCUUUCCGCGAAAAAGUAGUUAUGUCCAUGCAAUGUCCUAUAGGUCCUGAAGCGAAUCUCUUGAAACCAUCUGUCGAACAAGUACAUCGUAUUUGGCUUCCUAAUCCUAUUUUGAGCAUUCCUGAUACCAAUCUUUUGAAAAAUAAUACACAUCGUGAUUGGAAGACUAAACUGCUGGAUAUAACAUUCCCAUUUUCUGAAGGCGUGCAAGGCUAUAUUGAUUGCAUUGAUCGUACAUGCCGUGAAGGUGCUAAAGCAGCCAAUUCGGGUUAUCAGCUUUUAGUCAUUUCGGAUCGUAAUGUAGGUGAAGGUCGAGCUCCCAUUUCAGCUUUGGUAGCUCUAGGGGCGUUGCAUCAUUACUUAAUAGAAACGUAUCAGCGCAUGAAAGUCGGAAUUAUUGUAGAGACUGCAGAGGCGCGUGAAGUUCAUCAUAUAUGCGUAUUGCUGGGAUAUGGUGCUGAUGCUAUAUGCCCUUAUUUAGCGUUCGAAUUGGCCCAGAGUCUACGCAAUGAUUGCGUUAUUAGCCCUGACGUUACAGAUAAACAAAUCUACAUAGCUUACGCUCAAGCUACCGAUACGGGUAUUGCCAAAGUUAUGGCCAAAAUGGGUAUAAGCACGUUGCAAUCAUAUAAAAGUGCUCAAAUUUUUGAAGCCGUCGGCUUGGGCGACGAAGUCAUUAGCAAAUGUUUUCGCGGCACUCCGUCACGUAUUGGAGGCGUUACUUUAAACAUAUUGGCUAGAGAAAGUUUAGACCGUUACGAUAUGACGUAUUGUAAGGUUUCUCCGGACACACGUAUCCUACGCAAUCCCGGCCAGUACCACUGGCGUAGCGGUGGAGAAGCUCACAUUAAUGAGCCGGCGUCCAUAGCAAGCCUACAAGAGGCAACCAUAAAUAAUAAUUUAAAUGCAUUUGAAGCCUUUAAAGCUAGCACAUUGGAUAGCGUACGUAAAUGUGCUCUAAGAGGACAACUAGAAUUUGUGAACAAUCGAGAAAAAAUUGACCUAUCUGAAGUAGAAUCGGCAAGUGAGAUAGUCAAACGGUUUGCUACGGGAGCUAUGAGCUUUGGUAGUAUUUCUUUAGAAGCUCAUCAAACUUUAGCCGUAACUAUGAAUCGCAUUGGUGGUAAAAGUAAUACGGGUGAGGGUGGUGAAAAUGCAGAUCGUUAUCUAAAUCAAGAUCCCGAGAAUAGCCGACGAUCGGCAAUUAAGCAAGUUGCUUCGGGACGCUUUGGUGUUACUGCAUCUUAUCUGGCCAAUGCUGACGAUGGCAAGGCGGAACAUAUUGUUAUAUCAGGUCAUGAUGGCGGUACAGGUGCUAGUUCGUGGACGGGCAUUAAAAAUGCCGGUUUACCAUGGGAACUGGGUGUGGCUGAGACGCAUCAAGUACUUGUUUUAAAUAAUUUACGAUCAAGAGUUGUGGUUCAAGCUGAUGGUCAACUACGUACUGGAUUUGAUGUAGUCGUAGCUGCCUGCUUAGGAGCUGAUGAAUUUGGAUUCAGUACCGCUCCUCUCAUCGUAAUGGGUUGCACUAUGAUGCGUAAAUGUCAUUUAAACACUUGUCCGGUAGGUAUAGCUACUCAAGAUCCGGAGCUGCGUAAAAAAUUCACCGGCAAACCCGAGCAUGUCAUCAAUUUUUUCUUUAUGUUGGCCGAAGAUAUAAGGAAGAUUAUGGCUAGCUUGGGUAUUCGUAAGUUCCAAGAACUGAUAGGACGCACCGAUUUAUUGCGAGUGGCUGAAAAACGUUCCGUCAAGGCUAGUUCGUUGGACUUAAGUCUUCUUUUACAAAAUGCUUUAAAAUUGCGUCCGGGAAUCAAUAUUGUCGGCGGUUCCAUGAAACAUGAUUUCCAGUUGGAAAAACGUUCUGAUAAUUUAUUGAUUGAAAAAGCUUCUGAAGUCUUGAACGGCUCCGAGGAUAAUAUUGUUAUCAAAAUGCCUAUACGAAAUGAAGAGAGGGCCUUUGGUUCCACUCUUAGUUAUUAUAUUGCUUGUAAAUAUGGUGAAGCUGGUCUUCCCGAAAGGAAAAGUAUCGACAUCUGUUUGGAAGGCUCAGCUGGGCAGAGUUUCUGCGCCUUUCUGACGCACGGUGUUAAUGUUAUUUUAAAAGGUGACGCCAACGAUUAUGUUGGCAAAGGUUUGUGCGGCGGUACGAUUGUCAUUAUGCCGCCUGACACUGCCUCGUUUGAAUCUCAUCUAAAUGUUAUUGUUGGCAAUGUCUGCUUAUAUGGCGCCACAGAAGGCCGUGCCUAUUUUCGCGGUAUCGCUGCUGAACGUUUUUGUGUACGCAAUUCUGGCGUCAUUGCCGUGGUAGAGGGCGUAGGUGACCAUGGAUGCGAAUACAUGACCGGCGGUAUUGUUGUUGUUCUUGGUUUAACGGGGCGUAAUUUUGCAGCCGGCAUGUCAGGAGGUAUAGCUUUUGUUUAUGAUAUUGAUGGCUCAUUUAAGCCAAAAGUAAAUCCGGAAUUGGUGGAAUUAUUACCUUUGGACCUGGCUGCUGAUAUUCAACUCGUCAAAGAUUUGCUGAAAGAUUUUCAGAAAAAGACCGGUUCCGUGGUGGCCAAAAAAAUAUUAGAAAAUUGGCUUGAAGAACAGAAAAAAUUUGUGAAGGUUUUCCCUUACGAUUAUCAAAGGGCUUUGAAAGAGAUGGAAGCUGAACGUGAAGAACAUACAAAUGAUAAAGAUUCGAAAGCUUUAGAAAAUGGUAAAGCUCUAAAGGAUGAACCUACAAUUAAAGAUAUAGAGGAGGCUAUACAAGAUGUCGUAUUGGAACAAAAACGUUCUGAUCGUAUAUUAGAUAAGACGCGCGGAUUUGUGAAAUACAGACGUGAAAUGGCUCCUUAUAGAGACGCGGCGGAGCGUCAGCUGGAUUGGGAAGAAGUCUAUAACUUCCCUCAUGUCCGUAAGAAUCUAAAAAUGCAGGCUGCUCGCUGUAUGGAAUGCGGUGUCCCUUUUUGUCAGUCGAAUUCCCAUGGCUGUCCGCUUGGCAAUAUUAUACCCAAAUGGAAUGAUUUAGUAUUUCAUGAUGAUUGGAAAGAAGCUUUACGUCAGCUAUUGCAAACCAAUAAUUUCCCGGAAUUCACAGGUAGGGUUUGUCCGGCUCCAUGUGAGGGCUCUUGUGUAUUGGGCAUCUCCGAAUCACCGGUAACCAUAAAGAACAUUGAGUGUGCCAUAAUUGAUUACGCUUUCGAGAAAGGCUGGAUUGUGGCUGAACCACCUUUAGUGCGCACAGGCAAGAGAGUAGCAAUUGUUGGCUCCGGUCCCUCUGGUUUAGCGGCAGCUCAACAAUUAAAUCGCGCUGGCCAUUUUGUUACAGUUUUCGAACGUAAUGAUCGUGUAGGUGGUUUGCUGCAAUACGGUAUACCUACCAUGAAGCUAUCAAAACAGGUGGUGAAGAGACGUGUUGACCUAAUGUCGAAAGAAGGUAUAGAGUUUCGCACUAAUACUUACGUUGGAAAGGAUGUGAAAGCAAGCUUACUGAUGGAAGAAUACGACGCAAUUCUUCUUACCACUGGUGCUACUUGGCCUCGUGACUUGCCUUUGCCUAACCGCGAUUUGCAAGGAAUACACUUUGCAAUGGAAUUUCUGGAAGGUCAACAAAAGAAACAAUUAGGUAGCAAGAAGGACAUCAUAUCAGCCGAAGGAAAAGACGUCAUAAUUAUAGGCGGUGGCGAUACAGGCUGCGAUUGUAUAGCUACCUCAUUGCGUCAAGGUGCGAAGAGUAUUACUACUUUUGAAAUUCUACCUGAACCACCCAAAAACAGAGCCAACGAUAAUCCAUGGCCUCAAUGGCCUAAAGUAUUUCGCGUUGAUUACGGUCACGAAGAGGUGCGUGUUAAAUGGGGUAAUGAUCCACGACAAUAUUGCACCACAACUAAAGAGUUUAUAGGCGACAAUGGUCAUAUCAAAAGUGUCAAAACUAUAGAAGUUGAAUGGAUUAAAACGCCUGCAGGUCAGUGGAAAAUGAAUGAGAUGCCUGGAACCGAAAAAUAUUUCAAUGCUGAUUUAAUAUUAUUGGCAAUGGGAUUUUUGGGCCCAGAAAAGACGGUCCCGAAUGAACUGGGCCUAGAAUUGGACGCACGUGGUAAUAUUAAAGCCUGUAAUGGUCAGUAUGGCACCUCAAACCCUAUGGUUUUUGCUGGCGGAGAUUGCCGUCGUGGGCAAAGUCUGGUAGUUUGGGCAAUUAGUGAAGGUCGCCAGGCCGCUCGACAAGUGGACUCUUACUUGCGAGGCCAACCCAGUACCCUGCCCGGUCCAGGUGGCGUCAUUGAUUCCACGCGUUAACUCUCUAAAUAUUUCCUAAUGUUCCAUUUUAUAUUUAAACGUGUCUCUACGUAUUUUAUGUGCUAAAUAUCAUUUAUCUUUGUCUUAAUAAUUGUCUCCUAAAAAAAACUUCAUCUUAUUUAUAUAAUAAGUACGUUUCAUCAUGUAUCAGCAACUAGUUUACACAUAUAGUUAUUUAAAAGAAAAAAAGGUCGUAAUUUAUUGGUUCACCUGCAAGUUAAUUUAUUUUCUAUCUUAAUGAAAAAAAAUUUUCAAAAACCGUAAAUCAAAAAUUUCCUUUUUCC
Molecule: messenger RNA, 6511 nt
Organism: Glossina fuscipes
Lineage: Eukaryota; Metazoa; Arthropoda; Insecta; Diptera; Glossinidae
Product: glutamate synthase [NADH], amyloplastic
Exons: 16
Coding region: 105-6227 (2040 amino acids)
Molecular function (GO): glutamate synthase (NADH) activity; flavin adenine dinucleotide binding; iron ion binding
Source: RefSeq, a predicted model, not a curated record